AUGGACGAUUACAGUCGUUUUGGGGGUGCUACCUCAACUUUACCUCAGUUCGAUGCCCACAACGCUGGUUCUCACACCGCGGGACAGGGUGGUUACUCAGAGUACGCUCAGCCAGCAGCGCAAUAUCAAUUACCACCGCGCUAUUCGACUGUCGUCGGGACAAAGGAAGGGCUUGAUGCUAAUCGAGCAUGGUACAAUCCGCGAGGCUGGUCAUUAAGGAAGAAAUUAAUCGUCGCGGGCUGCGUCGUGGUUGUGAUUGUUGCAGUGGUUGUCGGAGCUGUUGAAGGCGUUAAGCGCAAUGCAUACCCGGACUAUUCGAAACUUAAUUAUACUUUGAAAGACACAUACUCAGGAACCAACUUUUUUGAUAACUUCGCAUAUUACACAUCGACUGAUCCAACAGAUGGCUUCGUACAAUACGUGGAUUCAUCGACAGCGUCAUCCAUGAAUUUAACAUAUGCCUCUGAAGAUUCAGCUGUAAUCAGAGUCGAUACCGAUACUCAAAAUCAAACGAAUGGUCGCAUGUCUGUGCGUUUAACAUCAAACAAUCAGUACGAUGACGGGCUUUUUAUCUUCGAUGUGGUUCACACACCGUAUGGAUGUGCAACAUGGCCAGCUCUAUGGCUGACUGAUCCGGACAAUUGGCCAGAGAAUGGUGAAAUCGAUGUAAUGGAGUCAAAUAACAAAGGCACCCACGGAAAUGCGAUGACGCUACACACCUCCCAAAGCUGCAAAAUGAACGUCAAGCGCAAAGAGACCGGAAGUGCACAGCACUCAAACUGCUUGUAUAGCGCAAACGAUGAGACCGGUUGUAGCGUUGAAGGAAAGAAGGCAUCAUAUGGAGAAGAGUUCAACAAUAAUGGCGGUGGAGUGUACGCGAUGGAGCUGCGAGAUGCUGGAAUUCGAGUCUGGAUGUUCGCCCGCGAUAAUAUCCCUAAUGAUAUUUCCAACUCAAGCGGCAUUCCCGACCCUUCAUCAUGGGGCGAGGCGUUGGCAGACUUCCCCAGCACGAACUGCGAUAUUAGUUCGCAUUUCAAAAACCAAAGUAUCAUUGCCAACAUUGAUAUUUGUGGUGAUAUGGCCGGUGCAAACACCUACUAUAAGGAGCUUUACGACUGUCCUUCGUCAUGCACCGAAUGGGCUGCGGAAAACGGGGCAAAUUUCACGAAUGCCUAUUGGGAGUUCAAUAGCUUCAAGGUUUAUCAGUCCUCAUGA
Penicillium angulare is the source of this 1215-nucleotide messenger RNA. Its product is annotated as glycoside hydrolase family 16 protein. The coding region runs from base 1 to 1215 and encodes 404 amino acids. Gene Ontology annotation, biological process: glucan catabolic process. Gene Ontology annotation, molecular function: hydrolase activity, hydrolyzing O-glycosyl compounds. The transcript has 3 exons. The record is from RefSeq and is a predicted model, not a curated record. Lineage: Eukaryota; Fungi; Ascomycota; Eurotiomycetes; Eurotiales; Aspergillaceae.